AUGUCGGCCCCGAUUUUUGCGCAGGAGGCGACGCAAGAGCGCGCUGAGAAUGCGCGUCUGUCCUCGUUUGUGGGUGCCCUCGCUCUGGGUGACCUGGUGAAGAGCACCCUAGGCCCGAAGGGUAUGAACAAGAUCCUUCAGUCUGUGGGUUCUAGUGAUAUUGUUGUGACGAACGACGGUGCGACGAUUCUCAAGUCUAUUUAUCUCGAUAACCCAGCUGCCAAGAUCCUUGUGAAUAUCUCAAAGGUGCAGGACGAUGAAGUGGGUGAUGGCACCACCUCCGUUUGUGUUCUGGCCUCGGAGCUGCUGCGUGAGGCGGAGCGCCUUGUGCAGGGCCACAUGCAUCCGCAGGUGAUCGUGGAUGGUUUCCGCAUUGCUAGCCAAGCUGCGCUACGUGCUCUUACUGCUUCGGCCAAGGACCAUGCGUCGGAUCAAGCUGCUUUCCGCAACGAUCUACUGAACAUUGCGCGUACGACGCUGUCGUCUAAGGUCUUGUCGCAGGACAAGGACUACUUUGCGAAGUUGGCCGUGGACGCUGUCCUGCGUCUGAAGGGAUCGACGAACCUUGAAAACAUUCAGAUUAUCAAAAAGCUAGGUGGCAAGUUGACUGACAGCUACCUGGACGAAGGGUUCAUCCUCGACAAGAAGCUAGCGCCGAACUCGAUCAAGCGCCUGGAAAACGCCAAAAUCAUGAUUGCCAACACAUCCAUGGAUACCGAUAAAAUUAAGGUGUUUGGUGCGCGUGUCCGUGUCGAAGGCACGAGUAAGCUGGCUGAGAUUGAGCGCGCAGAGCGCGAGAAGAUGAAGGCCAAAGUGGAGCGCAUCAAGGCCCAUGGGAUUACGUGCUUUGUGAACCGCCAGCUGAUUUACAACUACCCUGAGAGCCUAUUGACGGAUGCAGGCAUUAUGUGCAUUGAGCAUGCCGACUUUGAGGGCGUUGAGCGUCUUGCGUUGGUCACUGGCGGCGAGAUCGCCAGCACGUUUGAUCGCCCUGACUUGGUCCGUCUCGGUGAGUGUGGGCUUAUUGAGGAGGUGAUGAUUGGCGAGGACAAGCUGAUCAAGUUCUCUGGCGUCAAGGCUGGUGAGGCAUGCACAGUGGUGCUGCGUGGUGCCACCUCGCAAAUGAUCGACGAGGCGGAGCGCUCGUUGCAUGACGCGUUGAGUGUGCUCAGUCAGACAGUCAAAGAGACGCGCGUGACGUAUGGCGGUGGCUGUGCCGAGAUGGUCAUGAGCAAUGCCGUGGAUGAGGAGGCGCGGCGGACACCUGGCAAGAAGGCACUGGCCGUCGAAGCGUUUGCGCAUGCGCUGCGUCAGCUGCCCACCAUCCUUGCCGACAAUGCCGGCUUGGACUCGAGUGACCUGGUAGCGAAGUUGCGUGCUGCGCAUAUCGAGGGCCAAAACGAUAUGGGUCUGGACCUUGACGCUGGUACGCUCGUGUCUAUGGCAGAGCGUGGUGUCACGGAGAGCUACAAGCUGAAGCGCCAAGUCGUGAUCUCAGCCAGUGAGGCGGCGGAAAUGAUUUUGCGCGUCGACGAUAUUCUGAAAGCGACGCCACGCCGGCGCGACGCGCACUAA
This is a messenger RNA of Malassezia pachydermatis, 1575 nucleotides long. Its product is annotated as t-complex protein beta subunit (tcp-1-beta). The transcript has a single exon. The coding region runs from base 1 to 1575 and encodes 524 amino acids. Gene Ontology annotation, molecular function: ATP hydrolysis activity; ATP binding; ATP-dependent protein folding chaperone. The record is from RefSeq and is a predicted model, not a curated record. Gene Ontology annotation, biological process: protein folding. Lineage: Eukaryota; Fungi; Basidiomycota; Malasseziomycetes; Malasseziales; Malasseziaceae. Gene Ontology annotation, cellular component: cytosol; chaperonin-containing T-complex.